CUCAUAAUUUAAUAUACAGGGUGUUGGUGUUUGUUGGGCUUUGUUAGGGGGGUCUGCAGCAGUAAUAGCUUAGCGAGACUGUAUCCAUGUCAGUGGAACAAGCCAUGCUGAUGUCAGAGAUUUUUCCUCUUCCCUCCACGGUGGGAGGAUCUCUGUGCGUUGAGUCACGCAGCUGUCAAAGAUAGCUGUCACCCAGUUUCAGGAUCAAACACACAGUCAAUGAGAAAAAGGGCUUUGAGCCGAAGGGACGCAGAGAUCUCAGGUAACCCCCCUUACGUCUCCAAACAAGGACGACCAGAAGAGAAAACUAUUUUUAAAAAAAGGGGAAACAAGCGAGUUUUGAUGAAUAAGGAUUUUCGGAUACACGCUGGGGAUAUCUGGAGAAAAGAAGAAAAACACAGCAAUAACACAAAGACAAUUUUCUUCUGCGUCUGACGAGGAAAAAGUGGGCAUUCUCGGUCGGAGAUGAAGGCGAAAAAGGGUUUGAUGAUGCUGUCAGGGAGUGAGACGGAUGACGAGGACAGCGUGGACGCCCCUCUGGAUCUGUCGUCCAGCUCGGGGAGCAACGGGAAGAGGAAACGGCGGGGGAAUCUACCCAAAGAGUCCGUUCAGAUCCUCAGGGACUGGCUGUACGAGCACCGUUACAACGCUUACCCCUCUGAGCAGGAGAAAGCCCUCCUGUCCAAACAGACUCAGCUCUCCACACUACAGGUGUGCAACUGGUUCAUUAACGCACGGCGGAGACUUCUCCCAGAGAUGCUGAGGAAAGAUGGCAAAGACCCUAACCAGUUUACCAUAUCCAGAAAAGGUAGCAAAGCAGGCGACAGCUUCUCUGACAGCUCCCAGUCCCCGAAACACAGCAGUCCUUCAGCCGGUACGGAGGAGAGCUACGACAAACGUGUUCUACACCCCUCCUGCUUCGAACCCGCCGUGCCCGGAGUCCUGAGGAAGGCGGCGUCUCCCUCCUUACCCUCUCCAACCUCCUUGUCCCCUUCUCCGGGCUCAGUACCCACCCGGCCCUCUGUCAUCUGUCACACCACUGUCACCUCAGCAAUGCAGGCCAGCCCGACAGCCUCCCACCCGUCUGUGCCAGGAAUGAACUGUGACAGGGCAGCAGAGCUGUUGCAGGCUGUGCAGGUUCAGGCGCUGCUCAGGUGCCAGGAUGAAGGGCCAGGCAGCCAGCCUCUCCCCACCACUACCACCAUCCUCAGCAGCACCGGCAUGGAGGGCAACCUGAGCCCCCGCAGCGGGCUUUUCAACACCCCUCCCCCCACCCCUCCAGACCUCACACAAGACUUCAGCGGUUUCCAGCUCCUGGUGGACGUGGCCCUCAAACGGGCUGCAGAGAUGGAGCUGCAAGCCAAACAGCUGGUGUCCUAAAAGUGACAGAAGAAGAAGAAGAAGAGGGAAUAGAGACUGACUUUGUGUCUCGACUAUGGAACUCCUCUGAGUUCAGUGACUUGUCUGCACGCAAUUGAGAACAAAUCCACAUGAAAGCCUGAUCAUUUCUAUUUUUGGUAUACCAAUCAAAUUGAUGAGAAUGUUUUUUUAUUGAAAAAGAACUGUAUCGAGGUGCCUUGGCUGUAAGUUGUUUAUCCAUUUCACAUACAUGCGUAUGUAUCUACAUGUGUAUCUUAUUUGCACACAGGGACCAAAAAUGUUAUCAGAGAAAUGCUGCCUGUCUUACGUCUUUCCAUUAUACUGUAUAUAGUUGUAGAGGACGGAGAAUUAACUAGAAUCAGCCCUCCUUCACAGACCUAUCAGACAGAUGGGUCGCGUCUACACACGUUUACUGUUAUACAUUUCAGAGAUCAGUUCCUGAUUGGUCUGCCUCGUUUGUUUGCACACUAAAGGCAGAGGAAGGUCAUCUCAGUGUCUUAAACAUACUUUGCUCUCAGCAUCUAUGACAAACAUAUUCACUACUGUAGUAAAUGUUUUGUGUUUUCAUGAGUAUAAGUAUAGUUUUUAUUUUGUCAUUUUACUUUUAGCUAUUUUAAAAGAAAAAAACCUAUGCUUUUUGUUUUAUACUUUUUUUUUUUCCCCCACCAAGGGAUAUUUCAGAUGACCAAUGUAGCAGGUUCUUAGUCUGAACCUUCAUCCCAUCACUCAGCGAAAACGACGGCCAGUGGACUGGAAAAUGAAACACUACAGAUGUCUUUUCUGCAUUUGCUGUUUUACAACCUGACAAAGACGGCAUUUUUUUUGAAAUCACCAAAAAAGCAUUUUCAUGUAUAAUAGAACCAUGUGUAUAGUUAAUGUGACAUGAUGCCCAAUGAUGUGAUUUCUUUUCAUACUGUGCAAUGCUUGUGGCAAAUAGGGGUCACAUGGGAUUCAAAUAAAGUUUUGUUUUUCUACA
Cottoperca gobio is the source of this 2356-nucleotide messenger RNA. RefSeq names its product TGFB-induced factor homeobox 1 (gene tgif1). The record is from RefSeq and is a predicted model, not a curated record. Gene Ontology annotation, molecular function: DNA binding. NCBI's taxonomy places the organism in Eukaryota, Metazoa, Chordata, Actinopteri, Perciformes, Bovichtidae. Gene Ontology annotation, biological process: regulation of DNA-templated transcription.